Molecule: messenger RNA, 6501 nt
Organism: Vombatus ursinus (common wombat)
Lineage: Eukaryota; Metazoa; Chordata; Mammalia; Diprotodontia; Vombatidae
Product: NACHT, LRR and PYD domains-containing protein 3-like
Exons: 9
Biological process (GO): regulation of inflammatory response
Cellular component (GO): cytoplasm
Molecular function (GO): protein binding
Source: RefSeq, a predicted model, not a curated record
CCCACUUAUUCGGAGGUAGGGCAGCAAAGGCGGCUGUAAUGGCCAAGAGUGUCCGCUGCCAGCUGGUUCGGCACUUGGAGCACCUGACUUCAGAGGAGCUGAAGAAAUUCAAGCUGUGGCUGGUGGACUAUCUCUCCCGGGGCUGCCUGGAGGGGGCCAAUCUCACAAAAGUGGCCGAUCUCCUGGUCAGUUCUCUUGGGCAGCAGGAGGCCUGGGAUAUUGCUCUGAGCAUCUGGGAGAAGAUGGGCCUGAGGGAGUUGUGGAGGCGAGCCAGGAAGGAGGAUCUUGGAUUAGUUCCUGUUUCUGUUCUUCCAGCCUCCUCAGAUGAAAGAAAUAAGUACCAAGAAUGAAUGAGAGAGAAAUUCCAGCUCGUGAGGGACAGGAACUCUCGUCCUGGGGAGCAUGAACUCUUUCACCACCGAUUCACACAGCUGCUGCUUUUUCCAGAGUAUCGUUGCAAGGAGCAAAAACAACAUGAGCUCCUAGUCCAAAGAUAUGAAUAUGCUAAGAUCAUGGAGGAGCGAGGACAGAUUAUAGAGGUGUCAGCUUUAUUUGAUCCUGAUAAAAAGACAGGCAUCCUACCACAUACAGUUGUGCUGCAGGGAGGUGCUGGUAUUGGGAAAACCACCCUGGCCAUCAAACUGUUAUUGGAGUGGGCAGAGGGGAAACUCUACCAGGACAGGUUUGACUAUGUUUUCUAUCUCACUUGCAGAGGACUGAACCAUUUAGGAGAGAGAGAAAUCAGUUUUGCUGAUUUAAUUGCCAAUGACUGGCCUGGACCACAGGCUCCCAUGACAGAGAUCAUGUCCCAACCAGAGAGACUUCUGUUCAUCAUUGAUGGUUUAGAUGAACUGAAAUUCCCCUCUAAUGAGCACAGAUAUGAUCUGUGUAAAGAUUGGGAGCAGCAGAGGCCAGUGCCCAUCCUGCUGAGCAGUUUACUAGGGAAAUCCAUGCUCCCUAAAGCCUCCUUGCUGCUCACUACAAGAUUCACUGCUUUGGGGAAAUUUAUUCAUUUGUUAGAGAAUCCACGUCAUGUGGAGAUCCUGGGCUUCUCUGCAGAGCAUAGGAAGGAGUAUUUCUGCAAAUUUUUCAGAAAUAAGAAUUUAGGUAAAAGAGCCUUUAGUUUAGUAAAAGGCAAUGGUGCACUGUUCACCAUGUGCUCUGUUCCUCUGAUGGACUGGAUUGUCUGCACUUGCCUAAAACAACAGAUAGAGAAAGGACGAGAUCUCAUUCAGGCUUUGAAAACUACCACUGCCCUAUCUGUGUAUUAUAUCAGUUUAAUCACACAUAAUGACAAGAACUUUAUAUCUCAGCAUAUGAGGGGCCUUUGUCAAUUGGCUGCUGAGGGCUUUUGGGAGGAGAAAGUGCUGUUUGAGGAAGAGGACCUGAGGAGGCAUAACUUAGAGGCAGCUGAUGUCUCUGCCUUCUUAGACUUGAACAUUUUUCAGAAAGACAUUGACUGUGAAAACUACUACAGCUUCAUUCACUUAAGUUUCCAUGAGUUUUUUGCUGCCAUGUUCUACGUGAUGAGCACAGAAAAAGAAGAGGAAAAAAGCCCCAACUCCUCCAUUCAAGAUAUCAAAAAAUUUCUGGAGAAGUGUAGCCACUAUGAAGCCAGAUAUGUGGUUCUGGUACUACGUUUUCUGUUUGGCUUCCUAAAUGCAGAGACAGCAAAGAAGCUGGAGAGAAAGUUUGGAUGUGGAAUGUCACAGGAAAUCAAGUCACAAUUAAUGCAGUGGAUUGAAGAAGAAACCAAAAGAGAUAUUGAACAACCCUGGUUUUCUGCUUCUAAUGUACCAAAAUGGCAUUCUCUUUUAUAUGAGAUUCAAGUUGCUGAGUUUGUAACAUAGCUGCUAGUUAACAUCCAAGAAAUCACAAUAAAUAUUCGCUACCUCUAUGAAGCCCUGAGUGCAGUUUACUGCAUGAAGCACUGUCCUGGGGCACGGAAACUUUCCAUUUCUUAUACAUCUGAUUUACCUGCUUCUGUAUGGAAAGAUCUCUUCUCUGGGGUCAGCAAGAAUCAGAACCUGAAAGAGCUCAAGAUGUCCUCCUCUAAAUUUUCUGAUUCAUGUAUGGAAAACCUUUGUGUGAUACUAAAAGAUCCAAACUGUAAACUGGAAAAACUGACGUUGGAAGGCUGCAAGGUAACUUACUGGUUUUGUCAGUAUCUCUUCUCUGCUCCCUGUUUGAAAAGCCUGCACUUCAGUUAUAUGUCCUUUGUGGAUGAUGGCAUGAAGCUGUCAUCUAAGACCUUGGAGAAAAUGAACUGUCAACUACAGACAGUAAGUUUUAUGUUUUGUAGGCUUACUCGUAGAUGUUCCCAGAAUCUCUUAUCUGCUCUUAGUAGCAACGAGAGCCUGAAAAACCUAGAUCUGAGUGGAAAUCCCUUCGAGGAGGGAGGAAUACAACUUCUGUGCAAGGUCUUGGAAAAUCAAAACUGCAAGUUAGAGACACUGAGGUUGACAUAUUGCAAACUCUCUUCUGCUUGUAGUCAGUAUCUCUUCGCCACUCUCAUGAAGAAUGAGAGCCUGAAAGAAUUGUGCCUGAGUCAUAAUUCCUUUGGAAAACAUGCAAUGAAACACUUGUGUGAAGCGUUGGGAAAUCAAAAUUGUAAACUACACACACUGAGAUUGAUCCAAUGUAAUCUCACUGCUACUGGUCUUCAGGAUCUCCUCCCUGUUAUAUGUAGCAGUGAGAACCUAAAGAUGUUGGACCUGAGUUCUAAUUUUUUUGGUGAUGAAGGAAUGAAGCUGCUGUGUGAGGCCUUGGAAAAGCAGACUUUUAAACUACAAACACUGAACCUCUGGCAAGACUAUUUAAGUGAAGAAUCAGAGAGGGCAUUGACUAGCCUGCAAUCAAGAAAAUCUUUUCACAUCACUUGGGAAGAAUAUCAUAAAGCAGAAUUCUUUGACUGGGAUGCUGAAGACACAGUUUAGCCCUGGCUCUUCUCUCUGGCUAAGUGAUUUUGAACAAGUCACUUUAGCUUUGCAAGCAUCCAUUUUCUAAUCCAUAAUAUAAGAUGAUUGAAGUUGGUGAUCUCUAAGGAAGUCCUACUGUCUAGGCAUGGGCUACCUGGAAUUGGAAAUCUCCUGCACUGUAGAGCCCUCCCUAUUGCCAUAUUGAGAAAGUCUCUUCUACUCACCUUUCCCUGGUUGGAUAAGGAAGAAACACAAAGGACAACUUCUGCCACUGAAGACUUAAGAAAAACUACCAUUCCAAGUCACAGGUUGCCUGAGAUUAGAGGUCUCCACUGCAGGGAUCUCUGGAGCACCAUCCCCAAGAAGCCUCCUGCCUUUACCCUGAUCUAUAUAAUAUUCUGAUCAAUAGGUGCCUCUCUUGUCCUAUGGCAGCAGAUUCCUACCUCCCAUUCCCUUUAUCCCUGUUGUUCAGAUUCCUUUUGCUGAGUUGGAAUCCCCUUCCCAGGGGAGACUUCAUUCUCAGCCCCACCUCACCAUCCUAGCCCUGCCCCCACUCAAGUCUACCUCUGUCCUCCACUUUAUGCAUCACCGUCUGUAACUUAUUGUUACCAAAUUCCCCUUUGUCUUAGAUAUCUUCCUUUUUUACUCUCUAUUUUCUGGUAUUCACAGGAACCUGGAUUUCUCCCCAGAUACUUCAUUCUAGGGACUGAAUACUGGGACUGAAUGACAAUAAGCCUAAGGAAAUUCCCCCUAUAGCCACACUCUUCUCUUCAGUGGUGUCCCACUGGAAGGAAUGAAGAAAAAUGAGUUCAGAGAGAACUUCCUGAGAAAUCUGCAAACAGAGUGUCCUCUGUCUAGAGAUAAUUUGCCUGCUGCAAGCACCCCAGGUGUAAGGGUCCAAACAAUCCAGUCAAGUCUUCCUAGGUGCUUGAAGGACCUCCCAGCUAAGAGAAGGGGAAAAGAUAAGUUUACCUUGGAUUGUGGAGGGUCCAAUUCAGAGAUGUGGAGGGAGUCAGAAUCAGAGACUCUGCCCAGCUAGGUAUGAGAAACGGAUUCAAGAGUAGGUUUUGUUUCACCGAAGUUAUGUGAUAUUUUAGAAAAGAAACUCAAAGGCAAACAUGUGGCAAGCAUGCUUACGGGGAAUUCCAUAUGAUCAAUCUUUGUUCUAUUUUGGUGGGUAACUAUUAACAAAAAUGUAGAUUGGAUUAAUUAUAUAUAUUAUAACCCACAGAGGUUUAUAAAUUAUAUUUUUUAUAUUUUUUAUAUUUUUUUCAGCCAUAGAAAUUCAUGAAGAUAAUCUGUGUGGUAUCACAUGACUUUGGAGUCAGCGAACCUGAGUUCAAAUCCAAGCUGUGGAGCUGGGAUAGUAAGUGGUGGCACUUACUAUCUUUGUGACAUUGGUUAAGUCACUUAGCCUCUCUAGGGUGGGACAAGAUAACCUCUAAGACCAUCAUCCUUCCUGAUCCCUCAGGCUGCUAAUGCAGGGAGGAAUAGGGAAAGUACCCUAUGAAAGUCAAAGAUGUCAUCAAGUAGUGAAGCCAGGUGAGAAAUGAGGAGCUGUUCUGAGCUGAGUUCCUUCCUUAAAUGUAGGUUUUGGAGGUCAUGGUUUCACCUUCCAUUCACAGGGGCAAGGGGAGAGUGAUGAAGUGGAGUACUAAGGUUAAUGAGAUCUUGCAGGAGGAUGAGGUUUUCUCAAUAAUGAGCUUCCUGAGGCAUGGUGGUAAAGCCAGAGACAUCUCAGAGUAGUGCAGUCAGGUGAGACAUGUAGGCAAUCACACGGACGUCUGUUGCAGAAAUACUCAGAUGCGAAGUGAGACUGGUAUACCUAUGAAUUGUUUGGUCUCAGUAAGAGUCCUUUGUUUUGCUGUGGCUGCUAGGCUGGGCACCAUACCCUUUCCAUCAAGGCUUCCAGAGUAAUGGCCCUGUGUGAGAUACUCCAACUAAAGUUCAACUCCAUCAUUCUAUAAGGUCUUAGUCCUCUGGGGGACACCUUAGAAAUCAGACAGGAUGCUCAGGGUCAGCCCCAAACCUGGUGGGUACCCUUCUUCCUCUAGCUUCCACCCUCAGCUAGGGUCCAGGGCUCCCAUGGGCCUCAACUCUGUGUAGGAAAGAUUCCCAACAUGUACAAGGGUUUGUACUCUCUCUCUCUUUCACACUCACACACACACAAACACACACAUACACUGUGUUGGGAUUGCUUUGGCAUUUGGAGAAGAGCAGAUUAUUCUCUUCCUCUCCCCCCACCUCCGUGGCUCUACGGUCAAUGCUGAAAACCAAUUCCACUAAAACUAGGGGGAGGCCCAAGAAUAAAUAGAUACUUAAUAAAUGGCUAUAUUAAGUGGAGUGUGGGAUGUAAAUAGGAAUAGAGGUGGAAGACAACGUAUAUUGCUGGGUUUGUAUAGGUGGACCGUGAUAUAGUCAAGGAUCAUAGAAUUUGAACUUCCUCCAGGUGUACAGAUGAAAGCAACAAAAUUUCAGGUAUUGUUACACUUUGUUUGACGUUUAUACAGAAACAGGGAUAGGAACUAGAAGUGAUUGUAUCUGAUAUGGGGAAUGCCCAAAUGAGGAAACUUCCUCUACCAAUGCAAGUCAGCACCUUUGCUGCAACAAGUCUAAGAAAGGUGCCUAGAACACUGAAUGAUUAAGUGACUUGCCAAGGGUCACACAGCCAGUGUCUGUUUAAGAUGAGAUUUGAACCCAGGUCUUCUUGGCUUCAAGACCAGCUCCUUGUCCAUAUGUAUGACAAUAAGUUUUCUGCUUAACAAGAUGCCUCAUUGUGAUCUAUGAGUGAUUGAGUUUUCCAGGUCGAUGACAGUGGAGCAUGAACUCUGGUAGGUCUUAAUGAAACUGGAAAGGAUUUGGUGUGGGUCCAGUGACCCAGGGCAUGUCUUGAUCAGAUGACAAGCGUCACUGUAAAGAAUCAGCUUGCCACUAGAUUGGCUGCCAGAGCAAGAAUUUAUAUUUUUUUCAGCCAUAGAAACUCAUGAAGAUAAUCUGUGUGGUAUCACAUGACUUUGGAGUCAGCGAACCUGAGUUCAAAUCCAAGCUGUGGAGCUGGGAUAGUAAGUGGUGGCACUUACUAUCUUUGUGACAUUGGUUAAGUCACUUAGCCUCUCUAGGGUGGGACAAGAUAACCUCUAAGACCAUCAUCCUUCCUGAUCCCUCAGGCUGCUAAUGCCCUCUGCCCUCAAAUUACUUGGUUUAUAUUUUUUAAAUCUAUCUUGUAUAUACCUAUACAUGUAUGUGUUUUCUCUCCUCUUUAGAAUACAAGCUUCUCAAAGGCAGUGACUGUUUCAUUUUUGUGUCUGGGCUCAGCUUUUGACACGUACAGCCUAGGUGCUUAAUACAUGCUUAUUAACUGAUUUGUCUAUUUCUAGACAUGUGAUCCUAUGAGGAAGGUUUGCAAUUUGCAUUGGGGAAGGGUGUACUCACAUUGAUGAAAUCCUGAACCCUAGAUAAGCUGGAAUAUAAAAAUGUAAAUAGUCUUGAUGUUAUGGCUUUAUGUAUAAUUUCAUUUCUUGUUUGGUUUGUAUAUUGUUUCUUUUUUGUGUAUUGCAUAAUAAUUAACAGAACCAUGCUUUUA